AUGAAUUUUGCCUUCCUCUUGGCCCUCCUCCCGCUGGCGGCCGCGCACAGCAACUUGAUCAAGCCGAAGCCUCGCAACGCCAUCGACUCGGAGCUCCCCGAGUGGGCGAACGGGAAGGCGCCAUAUCAUUGGGAAGGUCCAGGGAACGGCACCGCUCCUUGCGCGUGCCGAAAUGGCACGGACGUGUGCGCCUCAGCGCAGACCUGCCUGUGGUUUAAUGUGGGGACGACGAUCGGCUGCCCGUUGCCUGACGGCGGCGACAAGGGCCCGUCCAACCCCAAUCGGAUCGACCGGUGCGGCGCGGGCAUGAAGGCGACCAACAAUGACCCUGCGCACCGGACCAUCAACCGUGCGGCCGUGGCGGGCUCCAAGGAUGACUGGACGAAAUUCAACCCCUGGCGUGCGCCCGGCCACGCCCCCGUGUACGACGCCUGCGGCCGCGCGAGCGGCUCGUACCAGGCCACGCCUGGGAAGGGCGAGUUCACCGAUACGAAAUACGCCAAGCUGGGCGACCUCGGCUCUCAGGUUUUGCCCAAGUACGACACCGGCACCGUGUGGCGCACCGGCUCGGUGGUCGAGACGAGGUCGAGUUUCCGUGCCAACCACGGCGGCGGCUACCAGUUUCGGCUUUGCCCCUUGACAUCGGAUCUGACCGAGGCCUGCUUCCAGCAGACGCCCAUGCCAUUCGCCGGCAACUCCAAGUUGAUGAUCUCGGAUGGCAGCAUGAUCGAGCUCGACUCCGUCGAUGUGAGCAACGGGACGCUGCCGGUCGGAGGCACCUGGCGCAUGCUCGGAGUCCCGGACGUGGCGGGUGCUGCCACGUCCGGCUGGGCCUUCAAGCCUCCAUGCCACGAGCCAGGGUACCCGAAUCACCCGCCCAAGAGCUACACCAUCCAGGCCAACUGCACGGGUGACUGGACGCACAACAUAACAAUGUACGAUUACCUCCGCGUGCCCGCGCAUUUGGCGCCAGGCGAGUACGUCCUCGGCUUUCGCUACGACUGUGUGUCGCAGCUCAGGUAUGAGUGCCCUGGCUACGGGACGGCGACCUUCGACCUGAAGUCCGAGAAGGCCGCGGGCGACCGCGAGCCGGUGCAGGCGGCGGAGCGCUCGUUCGUCGAGCGCACCGCGUCGCGGAAGGAGGAGCCGACGGAGGAGCAGAAGGAUGCUCGGGCCGCGGCUCGCAGGGCCAAAAAGGCCCGGCAGAAGGCGAACAAGGCGGAGAGGAAGGCUGCGGCGGCGGCCGCGAGCGAGGCCGAGCGUGCGGACUACCCGCACGAGCAGCUGCGCGAGAACGUCGAGUUCGUGAUGGACGGCCUAGAGGCUGCGACGCAGGCGGCGCGCAACCCCAGCGGGUCCAAUAUUCAGGUCGCCUACUCGCUGCCUCCCGAGGGGGGCAGCAGGUUCGGCGACCUGGUGUACGCCACGGUCCCUCUGGGCUCCGUGGCGACGAAGGUCGCCCGGGACUGGCUCGCCAACGAGCUCUACGAGCCGUCCCGGCGCGGCAAAAUUGAUGCGGCCUGCAGGGACCGAAAGGUCGCCGACCUGAUCACGGCUGCCGGCGCCUCGGCGCCGGCCGACGCCGUGUUCAGCGGCAGGUUCGCGACGGGCGAGGCGCCCCGCCCGACGACCUCCGCCUCCAAGGCGGACGAGGGCGACGGCGCCGGCGGCGAUGGCGGGACCGGCUUCGACCUGUUCGGGCCGGACCCCACCCUCAUGGAUAGCACUAGCAUAUGCGCCGAGUGCGCACACUGGGCCCACAUAGAUGUGACCCGCCCACUCGAGUGCGGCGCCCGGAUGCUAGUGCUUGAGAAGACACCACAAACGCGGCACGGCCCGUUUUGGAUGUCUGCGGAGAUUCUGUCUUAG
Molecule: messenger RNA, 1869 nt
Organism: Emiliania huxleyi CCMP1516
Lineage: Eukaryota; Haptophyta; Isochrysidales; Noelaerhabdaceae
Exons: 3
Coding region: 1-1869 (622 amino acids)
Source: RefSeq, a predicted model, not a curated record